This is a messenger RNA of Juglans microcarpa x Juglans regia, 1424 nucleotides long. Its product is annotated as RNA demethylase ALKBH9B-like. The transcript has 7 exons. Gene Ontology annotation, biological process: mRNA catabolic process. Gene Ontology annotation, molecular function: demethylase activity; mRNA binding. The record is from RefSeq and is a predicted model, not a curated record. NCBI's taxonomy places the organism in Eukaryota, Viridiplantae, Streptophyta, Magnoliopsida, Fagales, Juglandaceae. The coding region runs from base 5 to 1288 and encodes 427 amino acids.
CCAUAUGAUACCAGGAUCGAACAGAAACUUUGAGGAUCGUCGCCGGACGUAUCGCCAUCGCCAUAACCAUCGCCAUCUUCGAAGUCCCGGAAGAGGACCAUUACGGAUGCUCGAAUGGAAGAGAAGCUCAGGAGAACAUAGUCAGAAGAGAUAUUGGGAUCAUUCUGAGUCGCAUCUUUCAGAAAUAAGGCGACAAGAGAAUGUCAGGGAAAUACCCCAGUCAAAUGAUAGCAUUGAACGUUCAGAAAAUUUCUAUAGGAAGCCUUAUAAGCGAGUGCGUACUUCCGAGAGCAUUCCCCAAAUGCCUGAACCUAUCUACUCGUCUCGUCAAAGACGAAAAGGGUUCGGCUCUGAUUCUUUGCGUGAAUCAGCAAACAACAAAAAUAAUUCAUAUGAACAUUCGGAUUCUGAAAUAGUAGGGAAUGAUAGAGUCAGCAGAGUUCUAUCUGGGGCUGAUAAUGGGUUGUCUGAGGAGAAAAAGGAGCAUAUCCGAAUAUCGAAAGUUUACAGGAAAAAAGACUUCAUCUACCUUGACAGAAUAGAUGGAAAACCAACAAAUGUGCUUCAAGGUGUAGAGCUUCAUACUCGGGUUUUCAAUGCCGAGGAGCAGAAGAAGAUUGUGGAAUGUAUCUACGAGUUACAAAGAAAGGGGCGAAAGGGGCUGCUGAGAGAGCGUACAUAUUCAGAACCUAGAAAGUGGAUGCGCGGCAAAGGACGCGUGACCUUACAAUUUGGCUGCUGCUACAAUUAUGCAGUGGAUAAAAAUGGGAACCUUCCAGGCAUUAUAAGAGGGGAAGAAGUGGAUCUGAUACCGCCAUUGUUUAAGCAAAUUAUCAAGAGGAUGGUCAGGUGGAAUGUCAUUCCCCCAACAUGCAUCCCUAACAGCUGCAUUGUGAAUAUAUAUGAAGAAGGCGAUUGCAUUCCCCCUCACAUUGAUCAUCACGACUUUGUUCGACCCUUUUGCACUCUUUCCUUGUUGACAGAAUGUAACAUAGUUCUUGGGUCGACUUUGAAGAUUGUGGGACCUGGAGAGUUUUCAGGGCCUGUCUCUAUACCUCUGCCUGUCGGGUCAGUGCUCGUUCUAAAUGGUAAUGGGGCUGAUGUUGCUAAACACUGUAUUCCAGGUGUCUCAAGAAAAAGGAUUUCCAUAACUUUUAGGAAAAUGGAUGAUAGGAAACUACCCUACAAGUUUAUGCCCGACCCUGAGUUAAUUGGAGUGAAGCCUCUAACACAUUCUCCGGUAACAAGGUCACAGAUCCAACAUGACCGGCAUGGAAAGAGUCUGUGAGGCAACAAAGCCAGAUCAAGGAAAUGGAGGUUUUUUUUUUUUUUUUUUUUUUUUUUUUUUUUUUUUUUUUUUCAUUGACUUCAAAUAAUUUGGAAGAUUGAAUUUGUUGGUGUAUGGAAUGGGUUAUUCUUAUUAA